AUGUCCAAAACCACCACGAUCGAACUCACUCCUCCAGCUUCGGCCCUGCUUACGCCGCAGCCACCAAUAGCCCAGGAUGAUGAUGGCAUUCUGUCUGAGAGGAUUCCUGAAACCUCGCCGCAGCAGCCUGUUCUGCGGAAGGGCUCAACAGCGGUGAUUUUUGUGUCCGUGACGGGCGUUACGGGCAUCAGCAGUCUCCUGGCUGGGCUGGUAACCGUGACUCUACCAACACUGGCCAAAGACCUUCAUCUUCCAGACUCGGUUCUUCUAUGGCCUGCGUCAAUCUAUGCUCUAACCUGCGGUUGCUCACUGAUACUUUCUGGAGCUGUAGCCGAUGUGGUAGGCAAUCGUUUCAUGUAUCUGCUAGGGUGCCUACUUCAAUGCGCAUUUACCUUGUCAUGUGGACUAGCGCAGGACAGCUUGCAGCUCCUCUUCUUCCGCGCCCUGGCCGGCAUUGCAAUUGCCUUUUGUCUGCCCUCAGCCGUGAGUCUAAUCACGUCGUAUUUCCCUCACGGGCGUCGUCGCAAUUUUGCGUUUGCAAUGAUGGGUGCUGGUCAGCCUGUAGGCUUCUCCAUCGGCCUUGUCAUGGGCGGUAUCUUGGCUGAUGGCCCGGGUUGGCGUGCCGGAUUCUAUAUUGCAGCCGCCAUCAAUGCUGUCAUUUUCGCAUUGGCUGUCACCGGUCUGCCAAAGUCGGCACAGCCAACACAGCUGUCAAUCAGAAGGCUGGCGACAGAUAUUGACUGGCCCGGGGCUUUAAUCCUCAGCACUGCGCUAGGUCUCCUCUCUUACGUGUUUGCUGUCCUGACUGGCAAUGUUUCAAGCAUAAAGUCUCCCACCAACAUAGCAUGUUUGUCGACGGCAGUGGCUCUGAUCCCGGCAUUCAUCCUGUGGGUUGGCCGACAGGAGAAGCUCAAUCGUCCAGCAAUCAUUCCAAACUCGCUGUGGCGUAACAGGAUCUUUACGAGCGUUUGCAUCGACGUCUUUUUGGCGUGGGGAGCAUUCAACGCCACCGAAACCCUACUUACCUUCUUCUUUCAGGAUGUUCAGCACCUCAGCGCGACACAGACCUCUCUCCGCUUCCUGCCAGCUCCAGUUGCUGGUGUAGUCACAAAUAUUAUCAUGGGUUUGGCGGUGCAUAAAGUUCGCGCGGACUGGGCUGUCAUCAUCACCAUGGCCAUUUCGUCCAUUUCACCCCUUCUCGUCGCGAUCAUGAAGGUCCGUGCGCCUUAUUGGGAAUAUGUUUUCCCCGCUAUAGCGUUGAACGCCAUAGGACCAGACGUUCUCUUCACUGUUUCGAACCUGGUUAUCACUGCCGCAUUUCCAGAAAAGACCCAGGCGUUGGCAGGAGGAGUCUUCAACACUGUGGCUCAGAUUGGCAAAAGCGUCGGUCUUGCUCUGUCUGCUGUUAUCGCCGGAAGUAUCACCAUGCAGUCCGACUAUCAAGAUAAACAGGCGCCAAAGGCUCUGAUGGAGGGAUAUAGAGCAGCCUUCUGGUUCUGCUUAGCUGUGACGUCGAGCACCCUUGUAGUGAGUCUCUGGGGAUUGAGGAACAUUGGAAAAAUCGGGCUUAAGCGAGAGUGA
Messenger RNA from Fonsecaea nubica, 1581 nucleotides. RefSeq lists its product as hypothetical. NCBI's taxonomy places the organism in Eukaryota, Fungi, Ascomycota, Eurotiomycetes, Chaetothyriales, Herpotrichiellaceae. Gene Ontology annotation, cellular component: membrane. The record is from RefSeq and is a predicted model, not a curated record. The transcript is spliced from 3 exons. The coding region runs from base 1 to 1581 and encodes 526 amino acids. Gene Ontology annotation, molecular function: transmembrane transporter activity. Gene Ontology annotation, biological process: transmembrane transport.